AUGGGGCCCAAAAUCCCUGUCGGCGCCCCUGCCUAUGAUUACUAUAGCCUUACAUUCACAAUGUCAGCGGGAGGGAGGGGGAGCGGCGCUGCGGAAGAGCAGAGUGCGACUCCUGGUUUGGCCAGUAAACCGGUCCAGUCGUCCUCCAUGUGGAGCAGCAUCCUUUCCCACCUCAGGUCCUCUGUGACAGUGACGCGUCGGCGAGUCCACCUCAAGUCUCACAGCGACUGCUUCCUGGGCUCAGAGGCUGUGGAUGUGCUGACAGAACACAUCAACUGUGGGAAAGCCUUUGAGGGUGCUGAUGUUGCACGGGACAAAGUGGUGUGUGUGUGCCAGGCUCUGUUGGACUGUAAUGUGUUUGAGGCAGUGGGUACCAAAGUGUUUGGCAAAGACAAGAAGCAGGAUGUGUUUCAGGACAGCAAGAGUGCGCUUUACAGGUUUGUAGGUAUGUGUUCUCCUUCGGUGGAUGAGUUGGAAAAAGGAGUGCUUGUGAAGGGGAUCCAAAGACUGUUCUGCAGUGCUCCUACAGACAGGCAGGAGGAGCAGACAUGUCCCUCUGGUCCGCAUGUUCCGUUUUCAACACCUGUCAAAUGCACCCAGACGUUCCUGCAGGCAGAGCAGCACCUCUCUCCUGCUGCUGGCAGCCUGUCUCUGGGCCCUCAGAUGGACAGCCUGACUCCCUGCAGACUGCCCGACGACACCGCUCUACCACAGUCAGUGGUGGACGAGAUCUGGCAGGAGCAGACUCUGCUCAGGCUGUUAAACCUGGUGGAGCUCCCCCUGCUAGAGGGGGUGCUACAGUGGUGCCAGACCCCCGCCCCCCCCUCUCCAUCCAACCUGCUGCCUCGCAGUAACCCCAACCUGAUCUACAGCAGCAACCACCUGGCCCGGCAGAUCCUCAGGGCCUUCAGGGACUCCCAGGAGGACGAGUGGCUCGGUGCAGCUCUGGACUGUCUGGACUUCCUCCCUGAUCAGCCGGUGGUGGAGCUGAGCCGGGAGCUGCCUCUCUGCGAGCCUCAACAUCAGGACAGCAGUGAACACGGUGGAGGCUGCAGCAGUGAUGAGCAGUCUCGCCUCUCCCUGAGCGGUGUGGAUCAGUGUAAGCUGCUGCUGUACGGGACCCUGGUGAAACACUACAGCCACACAGACAGACCCCCCCUGAUGCCCCCACACAUGACUGACAUCUACACAGCCAUCACCGACCUGCUGGUGAAUGCUAAACUGAACAUGGCCCUGGAGGCUCUGCAGCUGUGUCUGAAGCUGCUGCCCCCCGGCUGCAGAGACCAGCUGCGCAAGGUGCUCACAUUUAUGGCACUGGCAGCUGACCCACAGGGGAUAAAACUGGACAAGGAGGUGAGAAGAAGGCACUGA
This is a messenger RNA of Notothenia coriiceps (black rockcod), 1371 nucleotides long. Its product is annotated as DEP domain-containing protein 7-like. Gene Ontology annotation, biological process: intracellular signal transduction. NCBI's taxonomy places the organism in Eukaryota, Metazoa, Chordata, Actinopteri, Perciformes, Nototheniidae. Bases 1 to 1371 code for a protein of 456 amino acids. The transcript is spliced from 9 exons. The record is from RefSeq and is a predicted model, not a curated record.